This is a messenger RNA of Cordyceps militaris CM01, 2436 nucleotides long. Its product is annotated as peptidase S9. The record is from RefSeq and is a predicted model, not a curated record. The transcript has a single exon. Gene Ontology annotation, biological process: proteolysis. Lineage: Eukaryota; Fungi; Ascomycota; Sordariomycetes; Hypocreales; Cordycipitaceae. Gene Ontology annotation, molecular function: serine-type peptidase activity. Bases 1 to 2436 code for a protein of 811 amino acids.
AUGGAGCCGGACAAGACAAUUGCAUCUUUCGAACAGGCCUGCUUUCGUAGCGCCCUCAUCAUUCCACGAUGGCUACCCGGCUCAACCAGCGUUUUCUGGUACAGACGCCAAGUCUCCGAAGCAACAUUUUUCUUCUACCUCGUCGACUGUGAGAGCCACUGUCGGCGUCUAGCUUUUGACCACGAAAAGCUCGCUGCCCAAAUGAGCCAGCACGGGCCGCCCGUCCAAGGUGACGCAUUGCCCUUUUCAUGGAUCGACCUAGACGAAACCGCCGAGCACAUCUUGUUCAAACACCAAGACAAAGUAUGGAAGUUUGUGCAGAAUGAUGGCACUUUGGCAGAGUGGCAAGGACCCUUUUAUGAAGGGCGCUUUGAUCAAGGCUGCCAGGAAAUGGCCUCGCCUUGGUCGCGCGAGUCUGCCGAUCUUACCCUCGUCAACCAGACGUCUCAGCGAAUCGCCUUUAAAUGGAUCAGCAACGACGGCGAUGCUCGUUUUUGCGGCCGCUUACAUCCGGGCCGCAGCCACGUCGUCCACUCGUGGCUUCACCACUGCUGGCGCUUGGAGCUCUCCGAGUCCUCUGCGCCGAGCAGCUCGGUGGCAUUCCAGGUGAAAAGCCGUCGCUGUACAGCUGUCAUCCAAGAUUCCCCAUUGGGUCUUUCUCUUCACUGGCAGUCCGAUUCUCUCAUGGAAAGCGACAACAACGGCCAUCCAGUCUCUGCAAAGGAUACAGGCCGCCACCGCAACGCAUUUCUGCGCCAAGGCAACGUCUGGGUACGGGAACUCGACGAUUCCGAGAGCCAAGUUUCCUUCCACGGUUUCUGUGACAACGAGUUCAAGGACGUAUAUACGUCUCCAGAUGGCCAAUUUGCCGUUGCCAUGCGCUGCACGCCAGCGUCCAAGGUGUCGGCGCAUUUUAUUGAUGUGAUGCCCCAUGAUCAGUUUCGGCCCAAGCUCGUCACCGAGAGUUAUCUCCGGGCGGGAGACAAUGUGGAAGUAAAACGGCCUUGUCUAUUCAGCCUCGGGACAAGAGUUGAGAUUCCCAUGGACAAUUCCCUGUUUGCAAAUCCCUACGCCAUUACCAAUAUUGGCUGGUCAAGCGAUAGCCAGAAAUUCUACUUCGUCUUCAACGAGCGCGGACAUCAGCAUUUCCGUCUAUUGGAAAUCAAUCGAGGCGGGGCUGUUAAGCUGCUCGCUGAAGAAACGAGCAAAACCUUUGUCGAUUAUCACCAGAAAGCAUACUUUAAGCUCCUGCCAGCCACAAACGAGCUCCUGUGGGCAAGCGAGCGAGAUGACUGGAACCACAUUUAUCUGUUUGAUCUGGACAAUGGGGAACUCAAGUGUCAAAUCACAAAGGGCCGAUGGAAUGUCCACUCCAUCGACCAUGUCGACGUGGAGAAGCGAAAGCUGUGGGUUCGCGCACUAGGCAUCAUGCCUGAUCAAGAUCCGUACUAUGCCCAUCUCGUGUCGAUCAACUUCGAUGGCUCGAUGCAGCAGGUAAUUACCAACGGCGAUGGAUCUCACACCUGGCAGUGGGGGCCAGACCGGCGUUUCUUAAUCGACACGUGGUCGAGGGUCGACCUUUUGCCACGAUCGGCUGUCCGAGACGCAGAAACUGGCCAAGAAGUGGUAUUUCUUCAACAAGAGGAGCUUAGUUCCGAGGUCCAGGGUAAAUGGCGUCCUGCCGAGCGAUUCAACGCACCCGGACGCGAUGGCAAAACCCAAAUCUACGGCAUACUAGUGUAUCCCAAAGACUUUGACGCGACCAAGACAUACCCUGUUAUCGAGUACAUCUAUGCCGGUCCGCAAGACUUUUACACCGCCAAGACUUUUCCCGUUUCGUCCGAUUUCCGAGCUCUAGCAGACAAGGGCUACAUUGUGGUCCACGCCGAUGGAAUGGGUACAAACUGGCGAUGCAAGCCAUUUCACGAUGUAUGCUAUAAAAACACCAGGGAUGCCGGGUUUCCCGAUCGCAUCGCCUGGAUACGCGCCGCCGCCGCAGCAGCAUCGCGCCCCUUCAUGGACCUGACGCGCGUGGGCUGCUACGGCUACUCGACCGGCGGCCAAAACGCCGCCGCCGCCGUCCUCCACCACGCCGACUUUUACCGGGCCGCCGUCGCCGGCGCCGGCUGCCACGAUAACCGCCUAGCCACGCUGGUAUGGAGCGAAAUGUACAUGGGCUACCCCGUCGACGCGAGCUACGACGAGUGCUCCAACGUGACGCACGCGCACAAGCUCGGGGCCGCGCUGAUGCUCUGCGUCGGGGGCAUGGAUGACAAUGUCGAUCCCGUGUCCACGCUCCGCUUGGCGCACGAGCUUAUAAAGGCAGAUAAAGACUUUGACAUGGUUCUCGUGCCAAAGGGCGCGCACCAUGCGGCUCAGACGCCGUGGGCACAACGCAAAAUGUAUGCCUUUUUUAAAAAGCACUUGCAAGACUAG